Labrus bergylta (ballan wrasse) is the source of this 2740-nucleotide messenger RNA. RefSeq names its product single-minded homolog 1-like. Gene Ontology annotation, biological process: regulation of transcription by RNA polymerase II. Gene Ontology annotation, molecular function: protein dimerization activity; DNA-binding transcription factor activity, RNA polymerase II-specific; RNA polymerase II transcription regulatory region sequence-specific DNA binding. The record is from RefSeq and is a predicted model, not a curated record. NCBI's taxonomy places the organism in Eukaryota, Metazoa, Chordata, Actinopteri, Labriformes, Labridae.
AGAUGAAGGAAAAAUCGAAAACUGCAGCAAGGACUAGACGAGAAAAGGAGAACAGUGAAUUUUAUGAACUGGCUAAAAUGUUGCCUUUACCGUCCGCCAUCACCUCCCAGCUGGACAAAGCGUCGAUCAUAAGACUGACCACAAGUUACCUGAAGAUGAGGAUUGUUUUUCCUCAGGGUCUGGGUGAAGCGUGGGGUCACACAAGCCGAAGAUCCUUGGAAAAUGUUGGACGAGAGCUGGGAUCUCAUUUACUGCAGACGUUGGACGGCUUCAUUUUCGUUGUGGCUCCGGAUGGAAAAAUAAUGUACAUCUCAGAGACAGCGUCAGUCCACUUAGGACUGUCUCAGGUAGAGUUGACUGGGAACAGUAUUUAUGAAUAUGUCCAUCCUGCCGAUCACGACGAGAUGACCGCCGUGCUGACGCCACAUCAGCCCUAUCACUCACACUUCGUCCAAGAAUAUGAAAUGGAGCGCUCUUUCUUUUUGCGGAUGAAAUGUGUGCUGGCAAAAAGAAACGCAGGCCUGACUAGUGGUGGAUACAAGGUGAUCCACUGCAGCGGCUACCUGAAGAUCCGUCAGUACAGUUUGGACAUGUCCCCCUUCGAGGGCUGCUAUCAGAACGUGGGUUUGGUGGCCGUGGGUCAUUCACUACCGCCCAGCGCUGUGACGGAGAUCAAACUGCACAGCAACAUGUUCAUGUUCAGAGCCAGUUUAGACAUGAAGCUCAUCUUCCUCGACUCCAGGGUGGCCGAGCUGACAGGUUACGAGCCCCAGGACCUGAUAGAGAAAACCUUGUACCAUCACGUCCACAGCUGUGACACCUUCCAUCUCCGCUGUGCACACCACCUCUUGCUGGUGAAAGGCCAAGUCACCACUAAGUAUUAUCGUUUCCUGGCCAAGCACGGCGGCUGGGUCUGGGUCCAGAGUUACGCCACCAUUGUGCACAACAGCCGGUCAUCGAGACCUCACUGCAUAGUCAGCGUCAACUAUGUCCUAACGGAUACUGAGUACAAGGGAAUGCAGCUGUCAUUGGACCAAAUGAGCCCAACCAAGCCUGCCUUCCCUUACGCCGACAAUCACAGUGAAGACAGGAAGAGUACCAAGUCACGUCUGACCCCAGCGAAGGCCAAAGCCAGAGUAUCACCCUACCCCCAGUUUUCAGCUUUCAACCCAGAGCGUUCAGAGUCGGACCAAGACAGCCAGUGGGGAGGGAGCCCGCUGACUGACUCUGCGUCUCCUCAGCUGUUGGACCCCACUGAGGCUGCGGAGGCAUCCUGUGCCUACCGACUGUAUCCCGAAGCGGGAUCCUUGUGUUACGGCCUGGGUCUAUCAGAAGAUGAUCUUGCCCAUGCGACAACCCAUCCUCACACCACCACAUGUGACCGGGUGCGAUGCCAGAGUGGCCGCUACUUCUUAGGAACGCCACAGUCGGGAAGGGAAAUGUGGUGGGACGCCACGCGCUCUGUUCUCUCACUGCCGAAGUCGUCUGCAGAGAACAGUGAGGGCUAUGAAAUCACAUCCUACCAUGGAGCCAUUCACGGUCGGGGUCACUGGGAUGAAGACAGUGUAGUGAGUUCACCUGAUGGAGGUGGGUCCACCAGUGAUUCCGGUGAGCGCUACCAUGGUGACCACUUCCGGGCAACCCCUAGAGAACCAAGCAAGAUGGAGACCCUAAUCCGAGCCACGCAGCAGAUGAUCAAAGAGGAAGAGACUCGUUUGCAGCAACACAAGGCGCCACUGGACGUCUCUGGACUGGCCAAAGCUCACAGCCCAUGUUUUACCUCCACGCUACCCCACCACUCCCAGCUCACCAUGCCCAGUGUGGUGUGCCGUGGUCCCGGAGCCCCCAGCAUGGACCUCUCUUGUGAACGCCUCCAUCACCGGGAUGGAGUCAAAGUUUCUUGUCCACAUGACAAUGACGACAACACGACCAGUCCGGCGUCCAUUUCACGUCUCAGCAGCCCCAGCUCGGAUGGGAUCCCUAGAUCAGGCCUUUCCCUCGCCAAAGACUACAUGCAGACUGAUCUUUCACCUCACUCUCAACAGCCCCAAGGAAGCCCGCUGCUCUACACAGCCCAAGAUCGACAGCCGCUGGAUAGGCAAGCGGCUUACGCUUUAACCGGGUACUCUCUGGAGCACCUGUACGCAGAGAACCUGAGGAGUUACUCCAGCCUGGCCUGUGGGGGAGUCCAGUACGAUAUGGCAUCCCAUGUAAGGAUGCAAGCGGAGCAGAUGCAGGGACAUAAGGCCACCUCUGUUAUAAUAACCAAUGGGAGCUGACGAUAUCUGGUGCACAUAGGUUCUGUUCUCUAGAAGAGGAUGGUGGACGAUGGUGGAGGCUUUAUGCACAAGUAAACACGGACCAGCUGCUUGAUGCAAACGACGGGACAAGAAAGACCAAACGAGUAAUUGUGCUUGAUUGGUUUGUCCUUGGUGGCGCAUUGAGCACAUCUUGUUUUUGUCGGCCUUUGUAUCACACCACUCUUCUACUCAUCGUCAGAGGAACUAGUGUUAAAGAAAGUGACACUGGGUAUGCCACUUCACAGGGAGGAAGUUUGCUCCCUUUCAUAGGAGUACAGUGCUAUUUUAAUGGAGAUUGACUGAAUUUACCUCCCUGCAAAAGGCAACUCAAGUUCUGAAUCUAGUUAAACAUCAAGCCAGUGUUUCUGUUCCAAAACACCUCAUGCAUCAUUGGCCAUGUAAGUUAAUCUGUCCGGGACACGGUUUCCAAAGGUAGUAAA